Messenger RNA from Kluyveromyces marxianus DMKU3-1042, 7251 nucleotides. RefSeq names its product U4/U6-U5 snRNP complex subunit PRP8 (gene PRP8). Gene Ontology annotation, molecular function: U5 snRNA binding; pre-mRNA intronic binding; metallopeptidase activity. Bases 1 to 7251 code for a protein of 2416 amino acids. The record is from RefSeq and is a predicted model, not a curated record. Gene Ontology annotation, biological process: spliceosomal tri-snRNP complex assembly; mRNA splicing, via spliceosome. The transcript has a single exon. Lineage: Eukaryota; Fungi; Ascomycota; Saccharomycetes; Saccharomycetales; Saccharomycetaceae. Gene Ontology annotation, cellular component: U5 snRNP; catalytic step 2 spliceosome.
AUGAACGGAGCACCACCUCCACCACCGCCUCCAGGUUUUCCUGGAAAUGGUCCAAAUAUUAAUAUUUCUUCGAAGGAUACUAAAGCUAGAAAGAUUGGAACAGGUACGGAGAACCAGUUUCUAUCCCAACCGCCUCCACCACCACUAACAGGACUUCCUGGUGCUCAUUCACUUCCACCUCCUCCGCCCCCUCCCCCGGGAUUAUCACCAGGAAUAGAUAUUGCAUCAUCUAAUAGUAAUCACAAAUUCAAUCUGCCCCCUCCCCCUCCACCACCUCCACCACCACCAACAGAACCUCAGAACUUGCAGAAUGAUGAUUUGAACCACGAUCCAAGUUCAAACAGGCCUAAAAAAAUGAAAAAGAGGGGUAACAAUAAAGUCUCAAAGGCUUCUGGGUUAGUGCACUCACAUAAGAUUGAAAUGCCUCCUGAACAUCUUAGGAAAAUAAUAAAUGAUCAUAUGGAUAUGACCUCGUCGAGGUUCAACUCUGAUAAACGUGCGCACUUAAAUGCUCUAAGAUAUUUACCGCACGCGAUCUUGAAGUUAUUGGAAAACAUGCCUCAACCAUGGGAACAAGCUAAAGAGGUUAAAGUACUUUAUCAUACAUCAGGUGCCAUAACAUUUGUUAAUGAGAUACCCAGAGUAAUCGAACCAGUUUACAUUGCGCAAUGGUCCACAAUAUGGAUAGCCAUGAGAAGAGAAAAGAGAGAUAGACAACAUUUUAAAAGAAUGAGGUUUCCUCCGUUUGAUGAUGAUGAGCCACCUUUGCAUUACUCUGAUAAUAUCGAAGAACUAGAGCCACCAGAAGCAAUUAAUCUAGAACUAGACAGCAAUGACGAUGAAACGGUCAAAGAUUGGCUAUAUGAUACUCGUCCUUUAGAAAACAACUCCUCUCUAGUAAAUGGUACAUCAUAUAAACACUGGAAGUUAAGCAAUGAAGUUAUAUGCAACUUAUAUCGACUCGCUGCCCCCCUUAUUGAAGCAACUGAUCUUGAUAGAAAUUCUCAGUACUUAUUUGAUAAAAGGUCAUUCUUCACAGCAAAAGCUUUGAACAACAGUCUUCCCGGCGGCCCUAAAUUUGAACCUUUGUACCCUAGAGAAGAAGAAGAAGACUACAAUGAAUUCAAUUCAAUUGACAAUAUUAUAUUCCGUAUACCGAUAAGAACCGAAUAUCAAAUAGCAUAUCCUCACAUCUAUGCUUUUAGGCCUAGGUCGGUAUCUACUCUAUGGUACCACGAUCCUCUUUCCUGUUUGAUUAAAAACGAGGAUAGUGAGUCGUUACCGGUAUUUUUCUUUCAUCAGUCACUCAACCCAAUUGUAACAGAGACAAUUCGCCAUUCUCUAACAGAAGCAGAAAGGAAUAAGAAUAUACAAUUCAGAAUCCCGAUUGAUAUCAUGCCUUUAAUGGAUGAAGAAGAGCUUGUCCUACCAACAACUAAGGAUGCAAUGGCAAUCUACAAUGCGUCACACCCUUAUAACAAAAAGUCAGGUAAAAUGGUUAGGGCUCAAGAUGUUGCUUUAAUCAAAAAAUGGUAUAUGCAACACCCAGAGGAAGAUUAUCCAAAUAAGGUGAAAAGUUCUUACCAGAGAUUGUUGAAGAAUUAUGUUUCUAACGAACUCCACAAGGACAAACAUGUACCGCAGAAGAAAAUUAAAUUGCUUAAGAGUUUAGGAAAUACAAAAUACUUUCAACAAACUUCUAUCGAUUGGGUAGAAGCCGGUAUACAACUCUGCAGGCAAGGCCACAAUAUGCUUAAUCUUCUAAUUCAUAAAAAAGGUCUUACUUAUUUGCAUCUUGAUUACAACUUCAAUCUCAAACCUACCAAAACAUUAACAACCAAGGAGAGAAAAAAGGCUAGAUUUGGUAAUGCUUUCCAUCUAAUCAGAGAAAUCUUAAAAAUAAUAAAACUUCUAGUUGAUGCACAUGUUCAAUAUAGAAUUGGGAAUGUUGAUGCGUUUCAACUUGCGGAUGGCUUGUAUUACAUUUUAAAUCAUACAGGUCAGUUAACAGGUAUCUACAGAUACAAGUAUAAAGUAAUGCACCAAAUUCGUACCUGUAAAGACUUGAAACACGUCGUUUAUUAUAGAUUCAACAAAAUUAUCGGAAAAGGCCCUGGAUGUGGGUUUUGGCAACCUGCUUGGAGAGUAUGGAUAUUCUUUUUAAGAGGAAUAAUACCGAUACUGGAGAGAUGGUUAGGAAAUCUUCUAACUCGUCAAUUUGAAGGCAGAUCCACAGAUGUCGUCAAGACGAGUACCAAACAAAGGCUCGAUGCAUAUUAUGACCUCGAAUUGAGAGCCUCGGUCAUGAAUGACAUCUUAGAUAUGAUACCAGACGGUAUUAAACAAAACAAGGCUAGGACAAUUUUACAGCAUCUUUCCGAAGCAUGGAGGUGUUGGAAAGCAAAUAUUCCUUGGGAUGUUCCCGGAAUGCCCGAACCUAUAAAGAAUAUCAUUGAACGAUAUGUAAAGGCAAAGGCGGAUGGAUGGAUUUCUCAAGCUCAUUACAAUCGUGAGAGGAUAAAAAGUGGCACACAUAUCGAGAAAACUGUUCUAAAGAAAAAUUUAGGCAGACUUACGAGGUUGUGGAUAAAACACGAACAAGAUAGACAAAAGGAAAUAGAAAAAGCAGGCCCAGAGGUCACUCCUACAGAGGCAAGUGCAAUAUUUUCUGCCAUGGUUGAUUGGUUAGAUGCUAGAAACUUUUCUGCCAUUCCUUUUCCUCCUUUAACUUACAAGAACGAUACAAAAAUUUUGGUCUUAGCUCUUGAAAAUCUAAAAGAACAAUACGUCUCUAAAGUGAGACUAAAUGCCCAAGAGCGUGAGGAGUUAGCUCUUAUCGAAGAAGCAUAUGACAAUCCACAUGAUACAUUAAACAGAGUCAAAAAACUCCUACUUACCCAGAGGCUAUUCAAACCGGUACAGAUAUCUAUGAUGGAUCAUUACCAACACAUUUCACCAGUUUACAAUAUUGAUCCUUUGGAGAAAAUUACUGAUGCAUAUUUGGAUCAGUAUUUAUGGUAUGAAGCUGACAGAAGACAACUAUUUCCUAAUUGGAUUAAACCUAGUGACUCAGAAAUACCACCACUUCUUGUAUACAAGUGGUGCCAAGGAAUAAAUAACCUGGAUGAAGUGUGGGAUAUAAACAAUGGCCAAUCUACUGUUUUAUUCCAAACAACUUUACAACAAUUCUCAGAGAAAAUGGAUCUAACUUUGGUGAACAGGCUUCUCAGAUUAGUAGUUGAUCCAACAAUAGCUGAUUACAUCACUGCAAAGAAUAACGUUAAUAUAGUAUUCAAAGAUAUGAACCAUAUAAACAAAUAUGGUUUAAUAAGGGGUUUGCAGUUUGCCCCAUUUGUUUAUCAAUUUUAUGGAUUAAUGAUUGACAUUCUAAUUCUAGGACAUGAAAGAGCCCACGAAUUGGCAGGGAGUCCUUCAGAGCCCAGUGAGUUCCUACAGUUCGGGGACAAAGGAAUAGAGAAGAAAAAUCCUAUCAGGCUAUACUCUCGUUAUUUGGACAAGAUACAUAUUUUAUUCCACUUUGAAGAAUCAGAGUCUAAUGAACUAAUUCAAGAUUACCUAAUGGAGAAUCCAGAUCCAAACUUUGAAAAUGCAGUAGGCUAUAACAACAAAAAAUGUUGGCCCCGAGACGCUAGAAUGAGGAUGAUAAGACAUGAUGUAAACUUAGGUCGUGCUGUUUUCUGGGAAAUUUCAUCAAGGGUUCCAAAAUCGUUGGUUAACAUUACUUGGGAGAAUUCGUUUUCUUCUGUUUAUAGUAAAAACAAUCCAAACUUGUUGUUUACCAUGUGUGGUUUUGAAGUCCGUAUAAUACCGAAAUCAAGACUGGACGAUGUCAUUUCUCAUGAUGAAGGUGUUUGGGACUUGGUUUUAAAUUCAACUAAAGAACGUACAGCGAAAGCCUUUUUACAAGUUUCUCAAGAAUCCAUCGACGAAUUCAGAGGUAGAAUCCAGAGCAUUUUAAUGGGUGCUGGAUCAACCACUUUUACCAAAAUCGUGGGGAAGUGGAACACUGCACUAAUAGCACUUUUCACUUAUUUCAGAGAGGCAAUUGUAACAACCGAGCCCUUAUUAGAUCUAUUAGUUAAAUCUGAGACCAGAAUUCAAAAUAGAGUUAAACUUGGAUUGAAUUCCAAAAUGCCAACCAGAUUUCCUCCAGCUGUUUUCUAUACACCAAAAGAAUUAGGUGGUUUAGGAAUGUUAAGUGCUUCUCAUAUUUUGAUUCCGGCCUCUGAUUUAAGAUGGUCUAAACAGACAGAUACAGGAAUAACUCAUUUCAGAGCAGGUAUGUCACAUGAAGACGAAAAAAUGAUCCCAACUAUAUUCCGUUAUAUCACAACAUGGGAGAACGAAUUCUUAGAUUCGCAGAGAGUCUGGGCUGAUUAUGCUAUUAAAAGACAAGAAUCUAUUAAACAGAAUAGACGUUUAGCUUUCGAAGAGCUAGAAGGUUCUUGGGACAGAGGUAUACCACGUAUCAGCACCAUAUUCCAAAAAGAUAGACACACAUUAGCAUAUGACAAAGGCCACAGAAUUCGUCGACAAUUCAAAGAAUUCAGCGUGGAGCGGAGUAACGCGUUUUGGUGGACGAAUAAUCGCCAUGAUGGUAAGCUAUGGAAUCUAAACGCUUACAGGACUGACGUCAUUCAAGCUCUAGGGGGAAUUGAAACAAUUUUAGAGCACACACUUUUCAAAGGUACUGGGUUCCAAUCUUGGGAAGGUCUUUUCUGGGAAAAAGCCUCAGGUUUUGAAGACUCUAUGCAGUUUAAAAAACUUACCCAUGCUCAAAGAACCGGUUUAAGCCAAAUUCCAAAUCGUAGAUUCACAUUAUGGUGGUCACCAACAAUCAACAGAGCAAAUGUCUAUGUCGGUUUCUUAGUGCAACUAGAUUUAACUGGUAUUUUCUUACAUGGUAAAAUUCCCACAUUGAAAAUAUCUUUAAUUCAAAUAUUCAGAGCUCAUUUAUGGCAAAAAAUCCAUGAAAGUGUGGUGUUUGAUAUUUGUCAAAUUCUUGAUAGUCAAAUGGAUAUUCUACAAGUGGAAUCUGUGAACAAAGAAUCUAUUCAUCCUCGUAAGUCGUACAAAAUGAAUUCUUCUGCCGCAGACGUGACAAUGACAAGUGUUUAUAAGUGGAAAGUCAGCAGACCAACACUCUUGCACCAACAAAAGGAUUCAUUUGAUGCCACUACUACUGAUAAAAUGUGGAUAGAUGUUCAACUUCGUUACGGUGAUUAUGACUCCCAUGACAUUUCCAGAUAUGUCAGAGCUAAAUUUUUGGAUUAUACCACUGAUAAUGUCAGUAUGUACCCUUCUCCAACCGGUGUUAUGAUCGGUAUUGACUUGGCUUACAACAUAUAUGAUGCUUAUGGUACUUGGUUCGAAGGUUUAAAACCUUUAAUUCAUAAUGGUAUGAAAACAAUUAUGAAAGCCAACCCCGCUUUAUAUGUGCUCAGGGAAAGAAUCAGAAAAGGUCUUCAGAUAUAUCAGUCUCAGGUACAAGAACCAUUCUUGAACUCUUCAAAUUACGCUGAAUUAUUUUCUAAUGACACCAAGUUCUUCAUAGAUGAUACCAAUGUGUAUCGGGUUACAGUGCACAGAACUUAUGAAGGAAAUGUGGCUACAAAACCAAUCAAUGGAUGUGUUUUUAUAUUGAAUCCUAAGACAGGUGAGCUCUACUUGAAAAUCAUUCACACUUCUGUAUGGGCAGGCCAAAGUAGAUUAGCACAACUUGCUAAAUGGAAAACUGCCGAGGAAGUUAGUGCUUUGGUUAGGUCAUUGCCAAAGGAAGAUCAACCAAAACAAAUUAUUGUAACAAGAAAAGCCAUGAUGGAUCCAAUGGAGGUUCAUAUGUUAGAUUUCCCUAAUAUUUCUAUUCGUCCAACAGAAUUGCGUUUACCGUUCUCUUCAGUUUUAAGCGUAGAUAAGCUUAACGAUGUUGUUUCAAAAGCCACAGAACCUCAAAUGGUGUUAUUUAAUAUUUAUGAUGAUUGGUUGACUAGGGUUUCUGCAUAUACGGCAUUUUCAAGAUUAAUAUUGUUGUUAAGAGCUCUGAAAUCAAAUGAAGAAAAAGCUAGAAUGGUCCUACUUGAAGAUCCCACAAUACCAACGAAGUCCAACCACUUAUGGCCAUCGUUUACGGAUGAACAGUGGAUUUCUAUUGAAACCAAAAUGCGUGAUAUUAUUUUAACAGAGUAUGGUCAAAAAUAUCAUGUCAAUAUUGCUUCAUUAACUCAAACAGAAAUCAAAAAUUUGAUUCUUGGUCAAAAUAUUAGAGCUCCUUCUGUACAAAGACAAAAAAUGGCCGAGCUUGAGAGUGCCAAGAAACAGACAGAGGAAACAGACACAUCAACUGCAGCAUCUGCAAUGAAGAUCAAAACUGUUAAUGCGCAGGGAGAAGAAAUAACAGUCGUAUCGUCAAGCAAUUAUGAAACAAAGACAUUCUCCUCUAAGAAUGAAUGGAGAACGAGUGCAAUAUCGAACUCUUUAUUACACUUGAAAUUGAAAAACAUCUUCGUUGCUGCGGAAGAUUUUGUCGAUAAUAAAGACGUUUUUGUAUUCCCUCGUAAUUUGUUGAAGAAGUUCGUCACUAUAUCAGAUGUAAACAUUCAGGUGGCUGGUUACUUGUAUGGGAAGUCCUUAAAGGACCGCGAAAAUGUUAAAGAAAUUCGAACGAUAGUUCUUGUUCCUCAACUAGGUUCUUCAAUGCACGUAAGACUCUCUCCUCCACCUGUUAAGUCGAGGUAUCUAAAGGGUAUGGAAUUACUAGGUUGGAUUCAUACUCAGAAAAAUGAUUCAAAGUUUAUGUCUCCUUCUGAAGUGAUUUCACAUUCAAAAACAUUCUCAGAUCAUAACAAGAGUGCACUUGAUUUAAGUAUUAACUUGAUACCUGGUGCUGUUUCAAUAAUUGGUUACACCUUAAAAGAUGAUGGUUUCAAUUGGGGCCUACAGUCUCAAGGUAUUAUGGAUCCAUCCCCGGAAGGCUUCGAUCCUUCAUUUUCUGAUAAUGCUCAAAUUUUACUUUCCGAAAGGAUCAUGGGUAAUUUCUUGGUUCCAAAAUCUUCAUUAUGGAAUUAUGCGUUUAUGGGUACAUCAUUUAGCGAAGAAUUACCAUAUGAAUUGAAAUUGGAUAUACCAAUUGAGUUCUACAACGAAUUGCAUCGUGCACCUCACUUCAUUCAGUUUUCAGAAAUGGUUGGUGACAAUGAAUUAGAGGCAGAACAAGAAAGUGUUUUUGUAUAG